Zalophus californianus (California sea lion) is the source of this 2535-nucleotide messenger RNA. RefSeq names its product SWI/SNF related, matrix associated, actin dependent regulator of chromatin, subfamily d, member 2 (gene SMARCD2). Gene Ontology annotation, cellular component: SWI/SNF complex; nucleus. Gene Ontology annotation, biological process: regulation of transcription by RNA polymerase II. The transcript has 14 exons. Lineage: Eukaryota; Metazoa; Chordata; Mammalia; Carnivora; Otariidae. The record is from RefSeq and is a predicted model, not a curated record. The coding region runs from base 333 to 1937 and encodes 534 amino acids.
CGCCGGGCUUGUUUGGGCGGGGCAGGGAGUUAGUUGCCGCCUCCCGGUAACUGGACUCCGGCGGCCAAACCUCCGGAGGCCGCGGGCGGCAGGCGAGCCUGCAGCAGAUCCCGGAUCCGGAAUUCCCCGCUCAGGACCGGAAUCAGGAUCGGCCCUGCCCCAAACCGAGGCUGCGAGGAACUCGAGAACUUGGAUUGGGAAAUCCCGGAACCCGGAUCAACAAACCCUAGAACCCGGAAUUUAGAUCGGAAAGUCCCGGAACACGGAUCGCGGAGCGGACUCGACACGGAGUCCGGAGCCCGGAUCGCGACAGCGCCGGACGGGAGGGAGCGAUGUCGGGCCGUGGCGCGGGCGGGUUCCCGCUGCCUCCGCUGAGUCCUGGUGGCGGCGCCGUUGCCGCGGCUCUGGGAGCACCGCCUCCGCCAGCGGGACCCGGCAUGCUGCCCGGACCGGCGCUGAGGGGGCCAGGGCCGGCUGGAGGCGUGGGGGGCCCCGGGGCCGCCGCCUUCCGCCCCAUGGGCCCCGCGGGCCCCGCCGCGCAGUACCAGCGGCCUGGUAUGUCACCAGGGAGCCGGAUGCCCAUGGCUGGCUUGCAGGUGGGACCCCCCGCCGGCUCCCCGUUCGGCACAGCUGCUCCCCUUCGACCUGGCAUGCCACCCACCAUGAUGGACCCAUUCCGCAAACGCCUGCUUGUGCCCCAGGCCCAGCCCCCAAUGCCCACCCAGCGCCGGGGGUUAAAGAGGAGGAAGAUGGCAGAUAAGGUUCUACCUCAGCGAAUUCGGGAGCUUGUCCCAGAGUCUCAGGCGUACAUGGAUCUCUUGGCUUUUGAGCGGAAGCUGGACCAGACCAUUGCCCGAAAGCGGAUGGAGAUCCAGGAGGCCAUCAAAAAGCCUCUGACGCAAAAACGAAAGCUGCGGAUCUAUAUUUCCAAUACGUUCAGUCCCAGCAAGGCAGAAGGUGAUACUGCGGGGACCGCAGGGCCCCCCGGGGGAACCCCCGCAGGGGACAAGGUGGCUUCCUGGGAACUCCGAGUGGAGGGAAAACUGCUGGAUGAUCCUAGCAAACAGAAGAGGAAGUUUUCUUCAUUCUUCAAGAGCCUCGUCAUUGAGCUGGACAAGGAACUGUACGGGCCUGACAACCACCUGGUGGAGUGGCACCGGAUGCCCACCACCCAGGAGACUGAUGGCUUCCAGGUGAAACGGCCCGGAGACCUCAACGUCAAGUGCACCCUCCUGCUCAUGCUGGAUCAUCAGCCUCCCCAGUACAAGUUGGACCCCCGACUGGCAAGGCUGCUGGGGGUGCACACACAGACCAGGGCAGCCAUCAUGCAGGCCCUGUGGCUUUACAUCAAACACAACCAACUGCAGGACGGGCACGAGCGCGAGUACAUCAACUGCAACCGGUACUUCCGCCAGAUCUUCAGUUGCGGCCGACUUCGUUUCUCCGAGAUUCCCAUGAAGCUGGCUGGGUUGCUGCAGCAUCCAGACCCCAUUGUCAUCAACCACGUCAUUAGUGUAGACCCUAAUGACCAGAAGAAGACGGCAUGUUAUGACAUCGAUGUGGAGGUAGACGACCCACUCAAGGCCCAGAUGAGCAAUUUUUUGGCCUCUACCACCAAUCAGCAGGAGAUUGCCUCCCUUGAUGUCAAGAUCCAUGAGACCAUUGAGUCCAUUAACCAGCUGAAGACCCAGAGGGAUUUCAUGCUCAGCUUUAGCACCGACCCUCAGGACUUCAUCCAGGAAUGGCUCCGUUCCCAGCGCCGAGACCUCAAGAUCAUCACUGAUGUGAUUGGGAAUCCCGAGGAGGAGAGACGAGCUGCUUUCUACCACCAGCCCUGGGCCCAGGAGGCAGUGGGGAGGCACAUUUUUGCCAAGGUGCAGCAGCGAAGGCAAGAACUGGAACAGGCCCAAGUCGGUCCGCCGGAGGCUGUCCUUUGACAUUGUCACGGAGACCUUUCAGAACCGGGCCCGCUGGCUUGGCUUGUUUACAGACCCCCUUGGGGCCAGUGUCCGAGCUGGCUCUGGGGCGCUGGGUCAGGAAGAGGAGCACAGCUCACGCUCUUCCUAGCCUUUCUAAACCAAAGUUCUUGGCCAUUCCUACCAGCCCAGCCUUGCUGCUGGUUUUUCCUUUUCUUUGGGUAUUUGCACUAUGUGGGAAGCAGGUUUUUCUAUGCGGGAACCACUUUUUUUGUACAGGGGUAAGUUGGGGUUUUCAGGGAGCCCUGUUUGGUGCCUCCUUCCGUUUUUUUCUUUCCUCAAUCUAUGCAAGCGGCUCUGGCCGCCAUCUCCUCGGACGCCAGGGGGCUGCACCCCAGCUCUUGAGCCCAGGGUGGGAGAGCCUCCUCGGAGGGGACUCCAGUUCUCUAGCAGGGCCUGAGGUACGGGUGUGCGUGCUUGGUGGAGGGCGGGGGGAUGGGAGGGGGAGCGGUGGGGAGGACUGUUAUUGCCCUUUGGAGCUUGGAGGAGGGUGGACCCCAGGGCUUGGCAAGGGCCACUUCUGGCAGGUUUGGGAAUUUCCAAAUAAAUCCUUGUUUAU